Messenger RNA from Sceloporus undulatus (fence lizard), 13155 nucleotides. RefSeq names its product BRD4-interacting chromatin-remodeling complex-associated protein-like. The transcript has 17 exons. The record is from RefSeq and is a predicted model, not a curated record. Lineage: Eukaryota; Metazoa; Chordata; Lepidosauria; Squamata; Phrynosomatidae. The coding region runs from base 452 to 5890 and encodes 1812 amino acids. Gene Ontology annotation, cellular component: SWI/SNF complex. Gene Ontology annotation, biological process: positive regulation of DNA-templated transcription.
CCAGAUGCCUGACUGCAGAGGCUUAUUUAGCAGAGCCUGGCUGGCUGCAAGGAGAGCAUUGAGGACAAGCACACUUUACACCAAGAAAUCCCCCUCCUGCCUCGUUUCAGCUACUUGCAUCCAAAACAAAUUGAUGGAUCUGGGCUGAGCAGCUGAGAAAAACCGUUGAGAACGACCCAUUAUAAUAAGUAGGCUUUAUCAGCAAGUCCCAAUGAACUAAGUGGCAUCAAGCAAACUUGCUCAGGACUGGCAAACCUAUGAAUGCUUCCUCAAGAGGAGGAGGAGGAGGCAGUGUCCUGCUGCUUUGCUUGUUGCUGCUGCUGCUGGCGCUGGAGUCAGGCGCUGCGCCGGGCAGCCCUGGGCCCGUGCCUCGUCGGGGUCCUUGCAGCGGAGCCCGUGCGGGGAUGUCUGGGAGACCCCGCGCCGACUGCUGCUCAAACAUCACGUUGACAUGGAUGAUGAAGAUGGCCGAUGCUUGUUAGAUGUAAUUUGCGAUCCUCAGGCCUUGAACGAUUUUUUACAUGGAUCUGAAAAGAUUGACAGUGAUGAUCUCCUGGACAACACAGGAGAUGCAGCCAGUGCCUUCUUUGAGGGUGCUGGGCUGCACGUACAGGAAUCCUCUGGCAAUCAUUUGAACCCUGAGCAGAGCCAGCCCACAACAAGUGUUGACUUAGACUUCUUGGAAGAUGACAUCCUGGGAUCGCCUUCUGGGAGCGGGAGCAACCUGCAGAACUCAGACCAGCCCUGUGACAUUCUCCAGCAGAGCCUGCAAGAGGCAAACAUUACCGAGCAGACCCUGGAAGCAGAGGCAGAGCUGGACCUGGGGUCUUUCCAGCUCCCUACGCUACAGCCAGUGGUCCAUACUGCCUCUGAUGGCACUCCGCAGAUUUUUUCCAGUGGGGCUGACCUCAUUGGACUUCAGCAGCCUGCAGUGUUGACCCAUCAGGCACUGGUGCAGCAAUCAGUAGGGGCUGAUGUGGUCAACAAGGCCAUCAGUGUGCAGCCUUUUCUCCAGCAAGUGGGCUUGGGAAAUGUCACCAUCCAGCCAAUAUCCAACCUACAAGGGUUACCCAAUGGGAGCCCCAGUGGAGCACUGGGCAUUGGGCAAAUUCAGGUGGUGGGCCAGCAAGUCAUGGCAAUUAACCAGCCUGGUCAGCAGAUCAUUGCGAAGCAAGUCCAGCCUUCCCAAGUGGCUACUAUGCCAGUUGGCAGUUACAUCACCCAGACUGCCCCGGAGCAACAGCAGGUCACUCUUGCCUCUGCUGGGGUCUCUCCACAGAAUGCUGGGCUUGUCAUCCAGAAGAACCUCCCAGCAGUAGCCACAACAACACUGAAUGGAAGCUCCAUGUUUGGGAGUGUAUCUGCCACCCAGGGCUCCCAGCCUCUCACCGUCACAUCCAACUUGAGCAGCUCACUAGUGCAAGCUCAAAAUGUGAUCAUUCACCGGACACCCACACCAAUUCAGCCCAAGCCUGCUGGAGUCCUCCAGCAGAAGUUGUACCAGAUCACGCCCAAACCAUUUGGCCCCAACAAUGCUACCCUAACGAUCCAGAAUGAGGCUGCCCUCCAACAGCAGAAAGCCCAGCAGAACUUAACCUUCAUGGCCGGCAAAGCAGGGCAGAAUGUGGUCCUCUCUGGGUUCCCGCCAGGGCUGCCUGCCAACAUGUUCAAGCAGCCCCCGCCACAGCAGCAGGCCCUGAGCAAGCCUAUGAGUGUCCAUUUGCUGAAUCAAGGCAGCAGCAUUGUGAUCCCAGCGCAGCAUGUCCCUCAGGCCAUGCUGCAGGGUCAGAACCAGUUCCUUCUCCCAGGACAACUCACUGGCACUUCUGCAGUCCAGAUUCCCCAGCAGCUGUCAGCCCUGCAGGCUAACAUGGGAGGACAGAUUUUAACAACUUCUCAUCCUAGUGGUCAAACUCAUAUCAUCACUAGCCAAGGGCCUGGUGGGCAACUAAUAACAAACCAAGCACUGCCUGCCCAGAUCCUCACCAAUCAGAACCUGGCAAGCCAGCUGAACUUGGGGCAGGUCCUGACAUCACAGAAUGCACAUGGGACAGCCCAUAUUCUUUCUGCUCCUAUCCAGCUACAACCAGGGCAGGUUGGCCAGCCAACUCUCUUCCAGAUGCCUGUGUCCCUGGCUGGUAGCCUGACAACCCAGAGCCAGCCCAGUGUUGCAGCUUCCCUGGCUGGCAGUGCCAUCAAUCAGGCUGGCCAGACUGUUAUCCAAGGAGUCACCCUGCCCAACCAAGUGGCUAUGUUAAAUGCCACUGAGAACCUCAACCCAACUGUGACCAUCCAAGCACCCCCUAGUGCUAGCAGCCAGAGUCCCAAUCUCAUUCAACCACAGCCAGCCUCCAAUACCAACCUGCUGGCAAGCAGUGACCAGGCAAACAUAUUAACCGUCCAGCCCAGUUCCCAGCAUACUUCUGCUCCUGCUCAGCUUCAGGUGAAUGUGCAGCAACAAACUCCACCACCUCAACAGUCAGCGCAACUUCCUGGGACUUCUCAGCCCAGUCCUAACUUGGUGGCAUCCAGUCCUGAAAAGAUUAUUUUGGGCCAGACAGCUGCUGGAACCAUUAUCUCCCAGGAUUCCAUGCAGAUGUUCCUCCAACAGAAGGAACGGAGUCAGCAGCAGCAGCAGCAGUUUUAUUCGCCAACCCUGAAAAUGCAGCAGGAGAGUACUAUGAGCGAAUCCACAGUCUCUCCCCACCUGUCCAUGCCUCUGCCCAUCUACAGCAUAGCCACCACCGCACUCAGCACCACAAGCAGUGUCCCAGCCUCGGUGAUAGUCAGCAGCAGCGUAGGCGCAGUCCUGCAGCCGCCUGCCAGCCGAGAGCUGAGCCAGAACCACAACCUGCCACCGGUGGAGUCCAAAAUACCUCAGUUCUCAGCUGGCCCUUCCCAGCAGGCACUGGCUUGCCAGUUGCCUUCAGGGCAACAGAAACUCCCUGGAGCUUCCCCAUCCCAUUCACUACCUCAUCCCUCCAUGGGGGAGAGCCCCCAGCUCCAGCCCACACACCUCUCGCAGAUGCAGUCUCCACACCAAUCCCGUCCUCCCUCGCAGCCUCAGCCUCUUUCCCGGCCCCCUUCCCGGCCUCACUCGAGGCCUCCUUCCCAACCUCAGACAUUGUCCCGGCCUCCUUCUGAGCCCUUGUCACGGUCCUGCACCCCUCAGACUCAGAUGCAGAACUUGUAUGUGAUCCAGAAUCAAAUCGCUUCUUCCCCUCAUGGCCCCAACCAACACCCCCUUCGGCCCCCCUCACAGCCUCAGGUAUCAUUCCAAGCACCACAGGCCCAGCCGGAGGGGCAGCCUCAGUUGGCCACACCACCACAUCUUCAGCUACAGGUUCAGCUUGCCCCCCAACUUCAGCCCCAGGUCGAGACCCAAGUGCAAGCUCGGCUCCAAUCCCAAAUUCAGGCUUCGUCGGAGGUUCAGCACUCCCAUUCCCCUCAUUUCCAGCUUCAGUUCUCUGCCCAGGGCUCCAUCAGGCCUCCCACACCGACCCAGACGCUUCAUCUCACCGCAGAACAACAGAGGAGUUUCCAGAUGGUCCCAAAUCAGUUUCAGGCGCUCUCUGCAAUUCCAGCUUCUAUACCUCAGCAGAAGCAGCUCACAGACCGCUUUCAGCAGGUACCCCAGGGGAUUAUCCUGCAAACGAAACAGCCAACCUCCACUAGCCAAGCGCCACCUGUGCUGAGCCAGUUCAGCAGCCAAUCCUCUUCGGUCCUGGUUAGCAGCCAAGGACAGCAGCAGAUCACAGUGACGACAACUCAGGCGCCACCCAUUCCUAGCCAUGCGCCUGUCUCCACUGCAGUUCAGCCUUCCAGUGCUGGUUCUAGCAAGGCAGCCCCAGUGCUUGAAAAGGGGCAAGUACAACGAGAGAGAGGAGGAAGCGGCGGUGGUGGUGGAGGAGGAAGUGGAGGCCAACCUGCCCAACCAACAGCACACCUCCAGCAGCAAACACCCGUGUUGGUCAAAUCAGUUUCAGUCUCUGUUUCUACUGCAGCCCCUGCAGACAGCAAAACAUUUUCCAGCAGCUCCACAACUAUAUCUGGAGGCAAAGCAAUCCCAGGCCAAGGAAAACCUGCAGUUCCUCUCACUAUACAGCAGCCAGUUCAGCAGGCUAAGCCUGGAGUAAUUAGCUCUGUGUCAGGCCUGAAUCUGGGGAAAAGUCCACUUCAGCUCCAAGUGGUUGGAAAGAGUUUGCCACAACUCAUGCCUUCAGCACCUGCCCAAAUCCAGCAGCAGUAUGAUAGCAAGCUUGGUAGCCUGAAGAAACCAGCCCCGAUGCUACAGCCCAGCAAGGAAGCUUGUUUCUUGGAGCAGCUGCAUAAACACCAAGGAGCGGUCCUCCAUCCUGAUUACAAAACCUCAUUUCGGUCAUUUGAAGACGCUUUACAGAGGCUCCUACCGUACCACGUUUAUCAGGGAGCGCUGCCUUCUCCCCAUGACUAUCGGAAAGAUGAAGAGUUUGAAAUGGUGUCAACACAGUUGUUGAGACGCACACAAGCCAUGCUGAACAAAUAUCGCCUACUGCUCUUGGAGGAGUCACGGAGAGUCAGUCCUUCAGCAGAGAUGGUGAUGAUCGAUCGGAUGUUCAUACAGGAGGAAAAGACCACCUUAGCUCUUGAUAAACAAUUAGCGAAGGAGAAGCCUGAUGAAUAUGUUUCUUCCUCUUCGCGGUCACAGAGUUUUGCCUCAUCUAUGGCUCAGGGCUCUCUGCCUAGCAGUGUCACUUCAGCUUCCGAGAACCUGAAGACACCUCCAGUGCAGAUGGCAACCCAGAUCAACCCCACAAAACUGGUCAUCAAGCACAGCGGAGGCUCUCCCUCAGUGACGUGGGCCAAGGCCUCUCCUUCACUGGAUGGUGAUGAAGAUGCCUUGCCUUCCAGGAGCAAGCCACCUAUCAAAACCUACGAAGCCCGGAGCCGGAUUGGACUGAAACUGAAGAUCAAGCAGGAGGCAGGACUUAGCAAAGUGGUUCACAACACUGCCUUGGACCCAGUUCACCAGACGCCACCACCCGUCUGCACAGUGAUCAAAACAGUGGACCAGCAUUCAACAUCCUCAACUGUUGCUGCUGCCACCACCGCUACCACCACCACUGCCACCUCGAUGGCGGGGCAAAUGAAUGGGACAGUUGACCACAUCACUGCAGCUCCAACGGAGAAGAAACCUAUUGUGACUUACUGCAGGCUUCCUCUUCGGAAGACUUACCGGGAGAAUGUGGAUGCUUUUGUAGCAGAUAAAGCGCCAGAUGCCACCCUGAAAGGAAGUACUCCAAAAGCCGACAUGGUGCCAAGCACCCUGAUCAUCAAGCAGGAUGGUGGGUCCAGGAGCGUCAUUACUUCCCACAAGACUCAUGAGAGUUCCUCUGUGUCUGUGGCAGAGAAGGGCAGGCCAGAGGAAAACACCAAACAUACUUUCUUCAACCGGAGUGACGCCCGUUCCCUCGUGAUGCAGGAAAGCCCUGCCCCUCCCAAGACCGACGAUUCAACCAGUGGCCUUAUGAAGGAAUUAGCAGAGGUUGAAGAUGAGUUUUAUCACCGGAUGAUAAAGACCGAGCCGCCUGACCACGGUUCUGCUCCUGAACUCGCAUGGGAGGUGCCUCUCCCGCCAGCCAAACGUCGGAAGUCGGAAUCUUUUGACGUGGACAAUGCCAGCUUCUCCAGUGACAGCCCCCCAGAUGACUCACUUAAUGAGCAUCUACAGAGCGCCAUUGACAGCAUUCUGAAUUUGCAGCAACCUCAGGCUGGGGGCCAGAACACCCGAACACCCUCCUCUUCCUAUAACUCCUCCUCUUCCCCUUUCUCCUCCCCUGUCCACCGCACAGACACAUACCUUGCCCCCAAUCACAAUGGCGGCCUUGGAGCAAGGACGUUGAAUAGAUAACAGAAAUGGAAAGUGAGCGGAGACUGUACAAAGCAAGCCAAGGACUGAAGCUGGAGCAGCUUCUGUUGGCUGGAAAAUGGUUGGAAGCCAAGGUGCCCCUCCUUAGAGACCCUUAGAGGAUGGGGCUGAUACCAGAAGGGAAGCGUGAGGGUCUCAGGCGGAGAGGGCAACAAGAAUGUCCUACAGAGGCUUCAUCCAUCCAAGUGUUGAUAUGAUGGGUUUGGGUUGUUGUAAAGUACAAGCUGCGGCUGGAUUUACAAUACGCUUGUCUCAUCACAUGCACCGCUAAAAGAAGAAGAGGAAAGUUCAGCAACUGCCAGGCAGGCAGGUGGGAGGGGGUUGGAUUGGGGCCGAUAGGUAGUGUUGGCUGUGUAAUAUUUAGAUUCUGUAACAAAUUGCUAAUUUGAAUCUCUGAAUGAUGAUAAUUGGAUUUAUUCCCCCCCCCCCCCCGCCUUUCAAAGUCCGCUAUUCUGUUGAGAACGUUUUAACAAAUCCCGUGCCCAAAGCCAGCAGGGAGGCCAAAGCAAUGGGGCAGGGGGACAAGUCCCUGGGAGUUGCCACAAAGGGCAAGUAUGUAAUUGGUUUUUGUCAGGUUUCUUAAGUUAUUUUAAGUAUAAACUAUCUGCUUUCUUCCCCCCCCCCCCCCCUUUCUUUUAAAAAAAAAAGUAAGUUCUGAACAAAACGCAAGAAAGAGAGGUGAAAUGAUACAAACACUAACACUUAAAAGCAAAUAAAAAACGGUUAUGAGUUUAUAAAUCAACGAGUUGGAAAGAGAGAACCAGUCUCCUUUUGGGUGCGGAUGGGGCUGGUUAAUAUGGCCGUGAUGAGCGGAGUAAGGAAGGUUCUGACAAGAGGGUAGCUGUCUCUCCUUCCCUUUUUGACAUAAAACAGAGUCAGGCUGACCGUUGCAUAAGAGUGGGCUCUAACUGAAAUCUCAGUGUUCACAUACUGCAGUGUAGGUAGCUGCUCCCCUUGGUAAGGCAGGCAAAGGCAGGUAGACAAGCAGUUUCCUCCUCUCUGUAUCUUUGUGUGCUUCCACCUUUUGUAUAAGUGACUGUCAUGGUAUGAAUUAUUCUUUCUGACCUUUCUUAUUUUUAAAUACACAGCUUGGCCCUUCUCAUACAGCUACUUGCACAUGAGUUGUGGGAGAGAAUAGGAACCCCUUUGGCGGGAUCUGUCAGCUUCUCGCUUUAGUCCGCUGGAGGAGAAGAAAGCAAUGCCAGCCACACUGGGUUGAAUCAAGACUAAAUUAAUUCAUAUCUUAACUUUCCUUGUGGAUUUCAUUAGUGUGGGGCUAACCUAAUCUAGAUCCAACCCUCGAUCUUCUCCGGAGCCCACUAAUACAACUCUGCUGGCCACUGCGAGAAAUAAAAAAGAUCCAUCUUUGCAGUUGCGCAGUUUUGUGCUAUUUUCCUGCUAGACCUUUGCAGCUGUGGAAAGUUGUUUUUAAAACGAAUUUCACUUUUCUUUCUCUGAUUGUCUCUUUUUUUGUUGUGGUCUAUAAUUUUUCUUUGUUGAGGCCUGGUAAGCCUUAUUGCAGUACAACUUGCAGUAAAGAAGUUUGAGUGCUAACAGUAAAGGGGGGCUGUCUACCAAUAAGUUUCCCCAUGUGUCAGGUAUAUUGUUUUGUAUGAGGACAAAAGAAUUCCAGUAUCAUGGCCAUCAAAAAGCCAUGUUUCCUAGUCUACAUUGGUCUUGUCUCCAAGAGAAAAAAUGGAUAAAAUCUCAUGUUAAAAUUUGCAUCACAGGGGUGACCUGAGAUCAAAAAUUUGUCCUUGUAACAGCUAAUAUAAGAUGCAGUCUUUGGUUAACAGCAGCCUGGCGGAGUUGAAAAUCAAUCACACCAGAGACUGAUAUGUAGAGAGUAGCCUUCAAAACAGUUGUACAUGAAUCAUUCCAAGUCUCUCUCAAAUAAUGAAGAGUUUCCUUUCCCCCCAGAAGUGUUGACAAGACCCCAGACAGAAUCAAGACUAAAGGGUUGCACUCACUGUGGUAAUAAAGGUGCUGUUAGGCAGUCCUUCGCCUUUAGGUUCCUCCGCUCCAUAGUCCUUCCUCUUCUGCCUCUCUAGCUCCCUUGUCCCUGCCAGACUUUGCAUAGCUACUCUCUUGUACCUUUGGAAGUGCCAUCUCUCUUUCCUCUUUUUCCUUUAUGGCUUAAUGGUCCAUCACCAGAGACUAGGCAGAGUGGCCCUUGGUGUACUUAGAAGCUUAGAGAACAUCUUUCAGCUUGCUUCGUCAAAAAGCAAGGACCUCUUCUAUUCCUCCGCAGCUGGUCUGUGUGACAGCGGAAAAGAGAAAACGGGGCAAGCAAUGCCUUUUCAUCAGGCAGCCUUCUGUUCAUGGUAAAAUGUGCAAUCUUGAGUUAGUGCAGAACUCUUUCGCAAGCAAAGUGGAAGAUGCUCCCUUUUUUAAAAGAGCACAAGUGCUUGCUCUUUGAAUAUUUUUAAGUCGCACAUACUCUUACUGCAAGAGAAGCGGCGAUGGCAAUAUUUUUCUGCUUUAUAUCCCUUUCUCAUGGUGGACUGCAGGCCAACAUCUGUUAGCAGCAAAUCAGGAUCAUUAUUACCCUUUUAGUUUUCAAGUUUUCAGGGCCCUCCAUAGAGCACUGCAGAUUAGUCGGCAUUUCUUCCUCAGUCUUGCUUACAACCCAGUCUUAAAGUGCAAUACCAACAGCGCAGAUCCAGCCUUGAUUCUUAGUCUUUUCAGGCUUCCUCAGUGAGCUCCUCACUGUUUUACAAUCUUCCAAACUAACCCAUAGAUGAAAGAUUUAAUGCAACAACAACAAAAAGAGCCUGCAAAAGCCCAGACCACCUUUGUCUAUAUUUUCAGUGCCAAAAUGUCCCUUUAUGCUAUGGGUGAAAUUGAUUGUAGAGACAAGAAGGGAGCUUGCAUUCAAGAAACUUUCAAAGCCAGGCCGUGAUGUUCACUUAUGCUGUUAUUACUUCUUUGUGGAGCAGUUGUGAGGUGAGCUUCUCCCCAAAGAUCCUAUCUCCCAGAGUGGGAAUUCUUCUCUGCCAUCAAGAGAAUUGAUAUGAGCAUGUAGAAAUCCUCCCGUUUUUGCAACAGAGAAGGAUUUUCUGCAUAACUUAAGAAAGGAAAAGCAAAUCUUCCUCCCCGCUCUCAAAAAAUGCCUCGAGUCAAAGCCUGCUUCAUAGCAACAAGGGUUUUUCCAGUUCAGCCGCUCUGAGCAUUGGGUUAAACUGAAGUGGCAAUGCCCAGAGCAUAGCUGCAUUUUUUAUGUGUGCCCCAUUUUUGUUAGUGUGCCUCCUCUUUUGACAGUGUCUUCUUUCCAAAAUAGGCACUCUGCCUGAACUCAAAACAGACUUGUAUGCGCUUGCGCACAAGUUAGAAAGCAGCUAUAAACAGCUGCAGUGUUCAAUAAAUGUCUGUUUAGAACUGCCCUGCAACAGCCCCUUUAUCUACUAAUAACAUUGGAUAUCGUCUUUUGUAUUAUUCCCAUUGCCUUCUUCUUUCUUGUUUUUAUUUUUAAGAGAGAGAGAGAGAUACCUUUCUUGUUAUUACAUUCAGAUGAAAAGCAGAGCAGCCUACUUUGUUGGAUGCCUUUCCACAAUAUAAACCAAGAGCAAGACUAUGGCCAAGUACUGGAAGUCCGACUUUGUCUUUUUGGAAUGGUGCUAAAUCCUCUGCGUUCAUUCAUUAGCUAUAAAUCUUUGGUUUUCUCUCUUCUACUUUCAGAAUUCAUUCUUUCUUUCUUUAUUUUUAAUGCUAUUACGAUUUCAGGGAGGCAGGAAUUUACUGCAGCUGCCUUGAGAAUUCCUUUGCAUUUCUCUUUUCUACAUUUGCUUUUCCCCCCCUUUCUCAAGCAGUGCUGAAACAAAACCUCUUUGAUAUUUGUCUUGAAGAUCACUGCCACGGCCAAACUCUGAUGAUAAAUUGUCCUAAGGUUUUGAACUCCAGAGCUUUUUAAACUCCUUUCUUCAGGGAAAAUCCACAGAAGCCUGAGCUGAAAGGACCCAGCAACUUUUCUGAAUUGUACCUUUAACAUAUUAAGAAAGCAAGCAAUUCUCUUCAGAAUAUUAACAGCCAUUAUGUUAUACUAGGAUUACUCCUCUUAAAAGUUAAAGUUAUAGGUAUGUUCUUCAAUUAUUCUCCAAAGGGAUGUGGCAGAUAGAAAAGUGAAAACAACUGGGUGUCCCUAAACUUGGAAUAUCCUGAAGCCUCUUUUUUAUUCACUUCUCACCCAAAUAUUAAGCACAAAUUAGGUGACGCCUUAAUGCAGACGUCCUCAAACUGGCAUCCUCUGGCCGGGAUGCACUACAACUUCCAUAAACCCCAAGCUAGCUAGGAAGUUAUGGGAAUUGCAGUCUAGUCCAUCUGGAGGAUGGCAAGUUGAGGAAGCUUGCCUUAACAUAUCCAUCUAUUUAUUCUGUAUUUUCAUUCUUAAAAAACAGAGCUCUAUAUCUUGUCCAUAGUUGCAGGAACAGCUUGUACUGAAGCGAGUACUUUUGGGAUAACUAGUUUUGAAAGAACAGCCGCUUCUAAAUGUACAUGAUUUGGCAGCCAGGUUAUUUGUCCCAGUGCCCAAGGUAGAUCUCUUACACCAGUUUCAUGGAAUUCUGGCUGAGUUUCAGCCAUCACUUCAUUCUUCUAAGUACAUAUGGGUAUGCGUGCACAUACAACACAUCUAUGUGCACAAUUUGCUUCAUUGUUUUAACGUUUGUUUGGGUUUUUUAAAUGAAGAAAGAAUUGGUUUUCCCCGUUCUCCUUUGCUUGUUUGCACCUGCAGGGAUUGCCGAACACACAGAGAAAUCUCAGUGUGCAAAUAUUUUGCGCAUUGCUCUUCUUGCAAGGCAUGUUUGACAGAUAUUUGCACAGGCAUGCAAUGGUAGAAAGCUGAUCAGGGCCUAGUUUAGAGAAAUAAAAGACUGAAUUUAGGCCUGCUUUUUUUAAAAUAGUAUUAUUAUUCUCUUGCCUUAUUAUCACUGAUAUGUUUUGACGAAGGAGAGAGAACUUAUAAGUGGAGGUUUCUUGGUUCCAUUUUGUUUCACAGACUAGUUUCUAAACAUGCAAUACAUCAUGGAUGUCCAUUAUUAUUAUUAUUUUUAAUUCUGUCUUAUUGUCAUUAAUUCUGUGGCAAUGUCAGGCAUCCCCCCCCCCCCCAAAUGAUAAGAAGUAAUGCCCCAAAUGCUUCAGUCACGGAACUGGAAAAGCAGAAGAUACUGUAAAAUUUUGCUCUUGGUCGAAAGCUAAUUUUUUUAGCAUCAUUCCCAUCUUCUUUAAACUUUACUGUGUCUUGUGAAGUAGGAAUAAGAAUUUUGUGUCCUUAAAAUGCAGUUUACUGGAGAAGAACGUUUUAGGGGUGUAAUUGAACCAAAAGUGAGGUUAAAAGGUCUACAUUUCUCUCCCUUUCUCUGUCUUGUUUUGUCUCCGAUGGGAUGUUUCAUUUCCAUUCUUACCAAUGGUGGAAGCUGCUGAAGAAAAUGGUAUACCAGAGGCCCCCCAACCCUUGGCUUUUUGUGCUUUGUCGCUCAUAAAUGUUCAAUGCCUCACGUAGAUACGCUUAUGUCUUUGUCAGAAUGUGCAUGAGGGGUUUACUGGAUCGGGCAGCAGAUUCCCUUUUCAAAAAUGAUCCAUUGGGAAAGCCCCCUGUACAGUUCGUAUUCAUUUCUGACAGGUAUUUGGAGCUGUCUCAAUGGAUUCUCUCUAUUAUACUGUAAAGAGAAAUGGAGAUACUGCUUUCCAUUUACACAUUGUAUGGCACACAGUUUAAUUGUGCCAUUCCUGAUUUAGUUUUGGAUGAGGCGACAUUUUAAAUCAUCUUUCUUGAGAGAGGAGCAGUUUAGUAUGUCCUGAAGUACGUCCCCAAUGUUUGCCCCAAUUUCCAAGGGCUGCAUCCGUGGUGCAGAAAUAAUCUGGUUUGACGCCACUUUAACUGCCAUGGCUCCAUGCUAAGGAAUUCUGGGGAUUUAGAGCUCUGCUCUGGUGUCUCAACAAACAACAAUCCCCAGAAUUUCCUAGCAUGGAGCCAUGGCAGUUAAAGUGGGAUCACAGCGGAUUAUUUCUGCAAUGCGGAUACAGCUAAAAUCCUUGUAGAAGGAGUCCAGGACUUGGUCCCACUCUACUGCCCUGAUCCAGGAUCCUGUAUGUACUCUGAUGUAUCACAGCCUUCCUACACAAACAGGCUUUACCAGCCAGUGGUAAAUUUGUUCCCUCCAUAAAGUAGAACACAAUUCUAGCAUCUAUGAGAAAUUGCCAAUGAGUAGAAGGAUAACAAGAGGUUCCUCUUUUGGUGUGAAGAGCUGCUGGAGGAACAUCCUUCCCAAACAAAGACAACAACCAGAUCUGGCUUUGAAGCCACUUGGCUGAAGCCUACGGUGCUCUCCACCUCAUAAUUCCCUUGUUAUGGUUGGGUUCGGGGGAAGAAAAACAUACGGUUAGGAAGCAAUAAGGGAUUUUCUGACUCCCAAGCUGGUGGGGUUUUCUUCUUUUUAUAUAUAUAAAUAUAUAUAUAUAAAUGUAUAUGACAUUGUUUGGCUUUUUGUUUUGUUUAGUGUCCUUUUAUUUUCUUCUAAAAAGUGUGGAUUUGGGAAUGUCAGCUCAUUGGGUUGCCACCUCUUCAGACUGCAAAAACGGUUAAGUUGGGGGAAAACGUUUCCUUCCCAAUGAAAGGUUAAUCUACAUUGGCACUCUUAUUAUUUUUAACGGGGACAUGUAUUUAGCACCUGAUUCUUUCCAGUAUUUUGAAGCAUAUUUAAAGUGACCAUAGGUUUUGUUUUGUUUUGUUUUGUUGUUUUAUAAGCACAAAGGUAGAGAGGGGAAAUGUCCAUCUCUCGAGUGCGUAUUUAAAUUUACACGGAGUGUUUCUUUUUCUUCUUUAAGGGAGGGUUAUUGGAAAAGAGAAGGAAAGAGGCAGAGUGCAGCUCUUGGGAAGCUUCCAACCUGCGCAGUUCAACUCAUAGCUCAUUUAGAACUUAAAAUGGGCGCCAUACGAAGGUAAAAAGGCCAUUUCCAAAAGUUAAGGAAACCCAGUUAGGUCCUUCUGUAUCCUUUGGCUUUCCCAGUAAAAGAAAGCAAAACCUAAUACCCCACUUCUUUUAGUAUUAAAAAACAAGAAAGUAACCAGGUUUUUUCUUUCCUUCCCCUGCUGGUACCAGUUUGGACUUCAUCACAGUUCAGAAAAACAAAAUAUAGUACUAUAAAAUAAUUUUGUACUGUAUUUAUUGUGUAUAACAAUUUUUUAAAAGAAUUAUGUACAUUUAGUACUUCUGUGUAAAUUAAAUUUGCUCUUCUUUUUUAAAAUGGUA